AAGGCGCCCCUACCUGUCACCCCUGGGACAGAAGCUGCUGGAAUCAUAUCUGCGACCGCCACCUUGGUUUCCAAGCUGCGAGUUCAUGAUCCGGCUGGCGUGAUCCUUCCUUGGACUACAGGCACCUGCGCAGAGGAGAUUUUGCUUCACGAACGUCAGUGUGUGAAACUACAAAGAGAUGCCAGUCGACAAGAUUUCAUUGACUUUGUAGCUCUCGGUAGUAACUAUCAGACCGCUUACUUUGCUCUGGUUCAUCGAGCACCCAUUUCAGACUGGCUCGCCCAGACCCUACUCAUAUUGGGAGCAGCCGGGGGUGCCGGUGUUGCCGCGCUCGACAUUGGAAAGGUCUUAGGCGCCAUUAUUCUGGCUUGUGCUAGUACGCAGAGUAAACGUGAUGUUUGCUAUUCUCGUGGUGCAGACAUUGCGAUAGACUAUUCUCGCAGGGGCUGGCAGUGA
This is a messenger RNA of Aureococcus anophagefferens, 456 nucleotides long. RefSeq lists its product as hypothetical. The transcript has a single exon. The record is from RefSeq and is a predicted model, not a curated record. The annotation marks the transcript as partial. NCBI's taxonomy places the organism in Eukaryota, Pelagophyceae, Pelagomonadales, Pelagomonadaceae. Gene Ontology annotation, molecular function: oxidoreductase activity.